Molecule: messenger RNA, 5786 nt
Organism: Bufo bufo (common toad)
Lineage: Eukaryota; Metazoa; Chordata; Amphibia; Anura; Bufonidae
Gene: SNX19
Product: sorting nexin 19
Exons: 13
Coding region: 240-3032 (930 amino acids)
Cellular component (GO): early endosome membrane; intracellular membrane-bounded organelle
Molecular function (GO): phosphatidylinositol binding
Source: RefSeq, a predicted model, not a curated record
CCUCCAACCACCAGGUGUCGCUGUCCGUAGAGGAGUGCAGCCGUCAUCCUGCAGAUCACCGGCGCUCGUGACGUCACUCCCGGGACUGCGACAGCGAGAGACCAAGACAUUAGACAACAGAUACAGAAUGACGCGAGUGACAGCCCGUGACAUCCAGAUAUUAAGACAGCAGAGUGACAGCCAGUGACCACCAGUCAUCAGCCAGGAGAUGUCCUGAUGAGAGCCAGGAUAGGUCAGUGAUGAUGUCACAUCUGCAGAGAGAGGCUGGAGAGACAGGUGGGGACAUGGAGAUUAUGAAGUGUAAGGCUCCACUGCCCAAAGACAAGAAGUGGAAGUUCCUUAUUGUUGGGGUCAUUGUAGCCUGGUUGAUACUUGUCCAUCUCUUGGUGAAUGUUUGGCUUCUCCUUCUAUUCUCCGGGGUCAUAGCUGCCAUCGGAGCCUGGUUGGGGCCACCGUUUAUACUUGGCAGCACCACCUCCAUUCACUUAGAGAGAUUUAUCACUUUAGAACACAACAGCCAGUGUCCAGAUGCUGAGGUGCAGCUGGACAAAGAGAUCGGCCUGACCAUUCAGAAGAUUGUCCGGGACUUUGUGUCCUCCUGGUAUCGAAGGCUAAGCCAUGAAACUGCAUUUGAGGAUGAAGUCAGUAGAGUCAUGUGGGAUUUGUCCAUGGAGCUGAAGAGAAAGUUAAACUCUACAGAUCGGGAGGAUCUAACGAGGAAAUUGCUCAUUCUGGCUGGUUGUCACCUUCAAUGCCAUAAAUGGGCAAAAGCACGAGUGCAAGGCAUCAGUGACCAAUCCGAAAGGGAGUCACGAUUAUGGGAAGCCUACCAGGAGCUGAGUCCUGCCCACCCGGCCAUGUCAAGCAGCACAGAUGAGGUGGCCCACAGUCGCUGGUUGGUUGAUCUCCUGCUGACAGAGCUGGUUCCUCAGCCGCACCUGGAGACUCGAACUGGAAGACAUUUAGUGGUGGAGCUCAUAGCUUGUAAUGUUAUCCUUCCUCUUGUGGGAAGAAUGUCCGAACCAGAUUGGAUUAACAUUGUGUUGACCAACAUAUUUUCCAAGCUGCCACUGAAAGUAGAAGAGGAGAAGGGUGAUGCUUCUGCUCCACCAACUGUUCCCAGGUCACUUCCUUUGGGGCCAAGUCAGGAUUCAGCUCCUCAGCUCAUCCUUCCCUCACCACUGUCAGGUACCAUGUCCAAUUAUGAGAUGAUGGAUAACGCUGAUCUAGAACAUGAGGGGGAGGGAAGGGCUAGAGACACAAUGGAAACCAUGGAUUUUCUGGGCUCAUGUAAAGAUAAGUUAGAUAUCUUCUCAGGGCAGUAUCUUCACCCUCCAGAACCUUGCAGCCCCUUCUUCCUCUGUGAGGAAUCUGAGCUGGAGUCUCCCCUUUCUGACUUUGGACGGGAACUGGACCCUCCAUUGAUGAACUCAUCUGAUGACCUCUUAUCUGACUGCUGCUUGGACUCACUGACCCCAGCUGAGAGCCCCAUUGUCCCUGCUCAUGAUGAAAGUGGGUUUGCCCUGUCUGAAGAGGCCUGUAUGACCAUGCAUGGGGGGACACCUUCUCGCCCGGAGAUCCUGAUUGAGCCCACAGGUCUGGAUUCAGAAUUUAUAACUGUACCUCCUAAUGACAAAGAAGGGUUGAGUCCAAUUGAUGCUUCCCCCAAUAUCACAUCCUCCCCCACUGCCCCUAUUCAUCCAUUCAGCUUUAUACCCCUCAGUAGCCCUGACGGACCAGUACUAAUCCAAAAUCUACGAAUUACGGGUACCAUAACAGCACGUGAGCACAGCGGGACUGGUUCUCAUCCCUACACGCUGUACACUAUAAAGUACGACACGGCUCUGGACAGCCAGUCCCUGGGCACGCUUCAGCCAAUGGCUUAUCACACCGUCAACCGAAGGUACCGCGAGUUCCUCAAUUUACAGACUCGCCUGGAGGAAAAAGCUGAGCUACGCAAGUUCAUCAAACAUAUUAAAGGACCCAAGAAGUUUCUUCCGGAUUUACCGUUUGGGAACAUGGACAGUGAUAAAGUGGAGGCACGAAAGAGCCUGCUGGAGUCAUUCCUGAGGCAACUGUCCGCAGUGCCGGAGAUCGCAAGCAGCGAGGAGGUGCAAGAAUUCCUGGCACUUAACACUGACGCUCGGAUUGCAUUUGUGAAGAAGCCAUUCCUGGUGUCCCGGAUAGACAAGAUUGUAGUAAACGCCAUUGUGGACACCCUGAAGACGGCAUUCCCACGCUCUGAACCCCAGAGUCCAACUGAUGAACUAAGCGAGAAUGAAGUGGAAGGGAAGAGUCAGAAUGACACCAAGAAGAGCUCAAAGUCUCGCCUCCGUUUCCCUUCAAGUAAAAUUGCCCCGGUGCUGAGUUCAGCUGAUGUGCAGGAAAAGAUUGUAUACUCUGUACGAGACGGCAGCACGGUAUCUGACAAUUUGGGAAUUAGUGGGAUGGAGUCCUUCAUCCAGAAGCAGGAGAAGCUGCUGGCAGAGAUGUCCGAGUCUCAGGAGAGGUCGUCAAUGGGCAGCACACAGUCGCAGCUUUUCACCAUCAAUCCCCAGGCAGCAGGUCUGGAGGGUAAUCUUUCGGCCGUUGCGCUGGAAGUUCUGUGGCUGCUGAUGAGAGAGCAAUGGAGCUGGCUGUGUACAGACACAAUGCAGAAGGUCACCCACCUCGUAUGCGACAGCCUCAUCCAGAGGUGGCUGGAGGUGCAGGUGGUGAAUUUCACGUGUGUGCAGCGCUGGGUGCUUUACCUCCGUUUACUUCAACAAGCUAUUUGGCCUGGGGGGGCGCUGCGCACUCAGCCCCGACCAGUAAGAACACAGGAACAGAAAGAGGCAGCACGCAGACAUGCCCUUCAAAGCCUGAUAGAUAUUUUACCAGAUUUAGCACAAGAGAUAUUAGGGGUGGAGAAGUGUCAGCUCGUCUGGCAGGCGGUACUGGACUCACUGCAGCACCCCCAAAUAAACAGGCAUCUGCUGUACUGUAUAUGGGACAUUGUGCUGGAGAGUGUGACGUCUGUUCACCCCUCGUAAGAUGAUGUCAGCACUGUGGGAUCUGUUUUGGGAGGAUUGAUGGAUACCAUCCCUGAGCAAAAUCUUCAGUACACGAUUAGGAAAAGAGUGGAGGAUGCAGGGCAUCUAACCGUACUUCAUGCAGAACAUCAGACAAGGCUGCUUCUGGGAUGCUUGGCUUUACACCUGUCGCAUUGUUUGUGACCGGUAGCCCCUCUCCCACAUUACUCUCACCUUUUAUGUGGUUCUGAAUGUUGAUCAUUUUCCUCUGUUUCUUCUCAUUCUGCAAUAUUGUGGUUGUGAGAGGUCCAGAUGUCCCUGGAUCUACAGAGGAGGAAACUUUAUCACACAGCCGACACUGGAGAUUUGCACAGCACUACUUUACACAACACCACUUUGAGAAGGUGACGUCAUAGGUCUUUACACUGGUUUUAAGGAGCAACACCCCAAAAAAAGUAAUGGAGUCUCCCUUUCCUGCGAAACACUCUGUUCUGCUGUUUCUUAGGACUGUUCUGUUUCUGGGAAAGUUGGGUGUAUAACCAGACUUUUAUACAGAAAAUCAGCCUAGCCAUAUAUACAUACUUCUCCCCUUAGUAAAGGCAUAUCAAUCAGGGCAUUUAUAGGACCCACACCUAUCUGGAGAGCAGGGCCCUGGAAUACCCCUUUUAACUAGUGCUGUUCAUGACCCUACUAAUGCAGGGUGACAAAGUCUGUGAGAUAUGUGAUGGUUUCUGUAUUGGUUCUCACUCGGCUUUCCUAGAAACACAUACGAAACAGCUUGGUGGAAUUUUAUAUAACUUUACAAGAAGACAACGACUAAAAAAAAUUACACGGGGGGGUUUAUUUAUUUUAUGAAGGGGUUAAAAUUUUGCACUAAAUGCACGUUCCCUGAGUUGGAGGGGGGUCACAGGUUAAUUUCUGCAGUGGGACCAGGAUGCAGCGUGUCAUCACCAUAUAUUGUGGUAAAGACACCCUUUAUAGUGCCCAGUUGUGUGCGACUUAGGGUGGCAGUGUAUGCCACCAUUGCUGUGCUCUGAUUUGUGCAGGUGUCUCUUAUUGUUUUGUGUCCUUGCUUCAUGUAGCGUUUUAUCAUUCUGACUGGUUUUACACAUUAUUUUAAUUUAGUAAAUUGUGUUAAGUCUGAAUCCUGGGUGACUCCUCCUCUCUGUCCGACCGCAGAUCCUGGAUUUCGGGCAGAUUAUCGGGAACAACUGUUCCUUCGAACGCUCGUUCCCGAUAACCUAGCCAUGUAAAUGUGCCGCUGAUCACCCGAUGAACGAGCGAAACGCUCGUUCAUCGGGUGAUCCUGUCGUUCAUGCAAGCACUACCGAUCAUAGUUUCUGGGCAGCAGAUUGUGUGGUCUGAACAGCGAUCUGCUGCUCAGAAACCAUGAACAGUGCUCAGGUAAAGGGGCCUUUUAUAAGUGGUCAGCUGCACAGAGGCUACAGUGUGAUAAUGAGGGUUAUAGUGCCUCAGAUGAAGUCAAUUUUUCAUUAUUAUUUUUUUAUGCCAAUAAUUGAAUCUUCUGUAUGCCCAGGGUGUGACAUAUAAUGUUUCUAGUGCAUUGUAUGCUGCGUUCUUCACUAUCUCGCUGGAUCAUUUCCCGUAGUCCACCGAAUGUCUGUCUUUGGGAAUGUGCAGCAAUAAUCCCCCAGUCCUUUCUCUGAGUUGUUCAGUAAACAGCCCCCGACCGACCCAAGCUGACACGUAUUUACCUUUCAUUUACCUUUAACAAACAUUGCUGGAUCAGGAGGAGACUUAAGACAUUAAUAAGUUAAGUGGCAUAAUCCCUUACACGGAGAGAGGAUUAGAUGAGAGUCAAUAAAGAAGUAAUGAGGACUCAACCACUGCAGACAGAAAUGAAACCAGAGGCAAACAGAACAAUGAGUGAGUUAAAAAAAAGUUCUGUUAUGUCUUGAUGUGCUAUGAAACCCUGGGUAGAUCUAGACUUAAACAGGACCUUUCAUCACUCCAGACAUGUCUGUUUUAACAGCUUCAUGCAUAUCCCCUGUAAUAUCAAUUCUGGAGCCUCUAUUAUCACUCUAUGAUGGGCCAUUCCUUUAGUAUUCCUGCUAGAAGUUCUGAAUUAAUUACUGUCAGUUAGGAGUGAAGGUCCAAAUGGGUGUUACCAGUGCACAGUUUUACACUAUCCGAUCAGUGCUGCCGGGUGUCCGUCUGUUAAACCUACAAAAAUUGCCAGUCCGCAUAAUUGUCAUCAAUUAUUAAGCAUGAAAAUAACAGAAAGCGUUUAAAUUCAACAGUGCAGGUAAGAUGUCGAGUUCACUGGAGGGGACCCCAUGGGCAAUAUAGUAUAUCAAUAAAUUGUCAAAAUACCAGGAUAAAGUGCAAGUGCAAAUACUGGCUACAAUAACGUUGAAAGAACUGUAAGGUUACCCAUAGUGUAUCUCCGCCCAGGAUGGCGCCAGCCCCGAUGCCCGGCGAUCCUUCGUCCGGGGAUCCGACUGUGAAGGGACACAAACCCCAACUAGGAACACCCAGCUGGGCCUUCAUUGCAAACUGCUAGUAAUUCAUGCAUAACUUCUAGCAGGAAUAAUAAAGGAAUGGCACAUCAUAGAGUCAUAAGAAUAGAGGCUCCAGAAUUGUUUUCACUCAGUGAAUGCAAGUAGUUACUAAAACAGCCAUGUCAGGAGAGACAGGUCAUGUUUAAAGGGAACCUGUCUCCUCGAUUUUGGGUAUAGAGCUGAGGACAUGGGUUGCUAGAUGGCCGCUAGCACAUCUGCAAUACCCAGUCCCCAUAGCUCUGUGUGCUUUUAU